This is a messenger RNA of Mercurialis annua (annual mercury), 823 nucleotides long. RefSeq lists its product as uncharacterized. The record is from RefSeq and is a predicted model, not a curated record. The coding region runs from base 23 to 823 and encodes 266 amino acids. The transcript has 3 exons. NCBI's taxonomy places the organism in Eukaryota, Viridiplantae, Streptophyta, Magnoliopsida, Malpighiales, Euphorbiaceae.
UGGCUGGUAUGAAUCAUUUGGUAUGGUUCACAAGUUCAUGAACGAGAUGAUGCAUGUCAACCCUGGAUCUUUCUGGGAUGCAGAAGGCGCUGAGGUGUACACCGACGGGAUCAUUCAGCCGAAAGUCGUAACGUUCAUCCGAAUGUUCUGGACUUUCAAACCGACAAUUGAAGGGUUUCAUUUUUGCAAGCCAGUUUUGUUCGUCGACGGUACUCAUUUGUAUGGCAAAUACAAAAUGACCUUGUUGAUCGCGUCGGCAAUCUAUGGGAACAGUCACAUCAUGCCACUGGCAUUUGCACUUGUUGAAUCUGAAAGUACUGCCAGUUAUGAGUACUUUUUUGAACAUUUGCGUGAGCACGUGAUUUGCGAAAGGAAGGUGGCCAUUAUAUCUGAUCGGCACGCUGGAAUAUUGUCGGUUCUGAAGCGUCCUGAAUGGGCCGGUGUCGCCCACAAGUUUUGCAUCAGACAUUUCUGUAGUAAUUUUCAGACCAAGUUUAGGAACAAGGUUUUGAAGAAGCUGGCGGAUAAAGCAGGCCGAGCAUAUCAGAAGCACAAGUAUAAACGCUACAAGGCAGCGAUCGAGAUUAGAAGCCCAGAAGCGUAUGCAUGGCUGACUAAGCAAGAAAAGCGGCCUAAAGAAAAGUGGACAAGGGUGUCUGACAAAAAAGGGCAAUGGCACAAUGUGAUGACAACUAACUAUGCUGAGUCUGUCAACGCGACACUGAAGAAUAUAAGGGGGCUUCCGAUCACAUCAAUGCUUGAGGAAUUUUUGCUCGGAUGGUUAAAAUGUUCGACACGCGUUGGAAGACGUAUGAGGAGUUGA